Messenger RNA from Ruditapes philippinarum (Manila clam), 5529 nucleotides. RefSeq names its product alpha-2-macroglobulin-like. Lineage: Eukaryota; Metazoa; Mollusca; Bivalvia; Venerida; Veneridae. The transcript has 25 exons. Gene Ontology annotation, molecular function: endopeptidase inhibitor activity. The record is from RefSeq and is a predicted model, not a curated record. Gene Ontology annotation, cellular component: extracellular region. The coding region runs from base 495 to 3353 and encodes 952 amino acids.
UUUCAGGAAGAGAGAUGUUUCAAACUAACUCCUUUCAAAGCUGGGGAUAUUGCCUACUAUCAGGUUGUGAACAAUUACUAUGCAGAGGAGAUAAAGAAGUAUGAGGUAGCAGAUGGAUACUGUAUUCAACUAGAACAGAAACAUGCCCCUAAAACACGAUUAUUAGGAUACAAAAUAGUGCCAUAUACUGAUGGGACAACAAGUAGUGAGGAACUCAUAACUGCAUAUCUUGACAUUGAUAUUAAAUGGUCUUCUCAACAAAAGGUUGAACUGGAAGUGACUUCUAAAACUGGACAGUCAACAGUAAGACCAGGAGAGGAAGUUGAGAUAAUUGUGAAAACAACAGGUGAAGCUAUUGUUGGAUUAAAAGGUGUUGACAAGAGACUUACUUUUAUGGCAGAUCAAAAUGAUGUUACUCUAACAGAGUUAGAAAAUUCUGUAGCCAGGCAAAGAAGUUUUGACAGAAAGAAGGAAAUCCCAAUCAAAAUCCUCCAAUGUUUCCUAUGCCAUUUUUGGAACGUCCAGGAGGUCCAAUAGCUAAAAGGAAAAAGAGAUGUUCAGCUUGCAUACACUCUGAUCAAUACAUGGACGUGAAGAAAAUGAUACAGGAGUCUGGACAAAUCAUUGUGACAAAUGUAGAUUUGAAACGCCAGGAUGGUUUUGACUUUUCAGAUGCUGAUAGACUAUUUCCUCUGUAUGACGGCUUUGAUAUGAAGAAUCCAUCUGUAGCUGAAGAAAGUCUACCUGUUCCUGAUGUAGAAGAAAACGUUGAUGAUACUGACGAAGACACGGGUGGUGAAGAGAAUAAAGAGAGGGAAAAUUUUCCAGAUACCUGGAUCUGGGAUCUCGUUUUGACAAAUUCUGAUGGAAUGUACAAGGAAGAUGUGAUAGUGCCUGAUUCAAUCACAAACUGGGAGGUGACAGCUUUUGGAUUCAAUAAUGAUCAUGGAUUAUCUGUGUCGGACAAAAAAGAGAUAACAGUGUUCCAGGAGUUCUUUAUAUCUAUGUAUCUGCCAUAUUCUGUUGUACAGAGUGAAAGUGUCAACUUAGAUAUACUUGUGUUCAACUACAAGGAUAUACAAUUAACUGUAACCGUGGAACUUGUUGAAUCAAGCAAUUAUACCAUUAAAGACAAAUCAGUUUUCAGCAAACCAAUAACAAUUGGUGCUGGAACAUCUGGUGUACAGAGAGUCCUUGUCACGUUUGAUAAAGUUGGAGAUAUUCCAUUGAAAGCCAUAGCUAAAGAUGUAAAUAACAACAAAAACCAGGAUACUGUGAUUAGACCUUUGAUAGUGAAGCCGAAAGGACGUGAAAUGCGGGAUGAUACUAGCUUAGUGAUUGACAUGUCAAAGAACACAGGUCCUAAAGAAGUUUACUUCAACAUGUCAAACUUUUUCAAAACACCAGGCUAUGUACCUGAUUCUUUGAGAAUGUAUCUAUAUACAACAGGAGAUAUGAUGGGGACAUUUAUUGGGCUUAUUGUUACCAAGAUCAAGAUGCCUUUUGGAUGUGGUGAACAAAAUAUAAAAUCCUUAACACCCUCAGUUGUCAUUGCACGUUACCUGACUAAACUUAAUAGACUGGAUGAGAAAACUAAAGGCCUACUUAAAAAAGUUUGUGGAGUAGGUGUAAGAAAGGAGUUUAACUAUUUACAUCGAGAUGGUUCAUACAGUGCAUUUGGAGAACAAGCUAAUUUAUGUGUUUGUGGAAAACCUGGUACUAAAUCUGGAAGUACAUGGUUAACAGCCUAUGUAUUGAUGUCUUUCUCACUCUUAUAUUCUGAUGAUAUCACAUACAUUGAUCCUCAAACUCUGAAAAAAUCAUUUGAUUACAUCAAGAACAAUGCUACUGUGAAAGAUUGUGAUUACCAAUAUUUCAUUGAGAAAGGUGAAUUAAUUCAUACUGAAAUGAAGGGAAUUUCUUCUAGUCGAUUUGGUUUUACAUCAUUUAUUACAAUAGCUGUGAUGGAUUAUAGAUUGGCAGCUUUAAAAGCUGGUUUAACAGAUUCAGCCCAGGAAGCAAAAACGUUACAAGAUGGAGCAGUUGGCUGGUUAAAAGGUCACCAGGAGGAAUUAAUUGCUAAGAAAGAACCGUAUCAACUUGCAAUUGUUGCCUAUGCUUUAGCCAGAGCUAAUACCAUCACACCAGAUGUAGACAGUGCAGCUCUUCUUGAAACACUGGAAAAUGUACUUGCAGGAAAUGAACAAGUUUUGGAGGAGGAAGAAGCUUGUGUUUAUAGUCCAACAUCAGGAGAGUCUAAAAGAUGCAAAUCUGAUACUGAUUGUGGCAAUAACUAUAUGGAAUGUUGUAUGGUACCAUGUUCUAAUGGCAUGAAAAAAUGUUCAAGGAAACCUUACCGUCCUGUCUUCAGGAACGGCCAAAUGUCAGAUGAACAGUCCCCAUCAAAAUCAAUAGAGAUGAAUGGUUAUAGAAUGAUGGCCUACCUGUAUUUAUAUAAUACAGAGACUAAUAGUGAGAAAAAGGCUACACUGUUGAAGAAAAUUGACACAUUGAAGGAAUGGUUACUAUCUAAACGGAGAGGAAAUGGUUUAUUUGAGAGUACUCAGGACACUGUGGUUGCCUUAAGAGCUUUAGCAACAUAUGCAAUGACAUUCCCCAACCAACAGGGAGCUGAUUUCACAGUCACAGCUAAAGUUGAUGACAAGACUGUAACUGACACAGUUGUUGUAAAUGAUGAUACAUACACUACUAUCGCAGAGAAAAAACUGGAUGUUAGCAGCCCACCCAGUGCUGUUUCAGCUGCUGUGACAGGGUUAAAAGGUGUAGCUUAUUUAAAUUUGGUUGCCUUAUACAAUGUGGAUAAAAAUGUUACAACGAAGCCUUACUUGAUUGACAUCGAACCUCGUAAAAAGAAUGACAAAGCUUUAAUGAGAGUCUGUUUCAGCAGAAAUCCGGAAUUCACUGGUGACAUAGGAUCAAUGAUCACUGUUCAGAUGGAAGCACAAACUGGCUCCAACAUCUUGAAUGUCCAACCAGAAAAUAACGACAGUCCAGACUUCUCUCCUGAGAAAUAUGAAUUUGAUAAAGAAAGCAGCCUCCUGAAUGUGUAUUACAUGGUGAACAGUAAUCCAUUAGAUGAGGAAAGAUGCCUGCACAUAUAUUAUGAAGUUGACUUUGUUGUGGAAAAUGUACAGCCCAAGGAAAUCCGAGUUUCAAACUAUUAUAGCCCAGAGAUAGCAUCAAGUGUUCUAUACAGUGUGAAUCCCGCUGACGGUACAGAACUAGAGACAACAACAGUGACCAUUGGUGCCAGUUCUGCCCAGAUAAACAUCCUCCUCCUAUUUUGUACCAUCCUGGUUGUGAUGUUAUCUUCUAUGUUACAGUUGGAGUAAAUUAAAUCAGCCAUCAACCUGUCAAACAAGAAAAUCUUUACUAAAUUUGGCAGUGUCAAACAUUUUCAUGCAUUUGGUAUAAUAAAAACUCAAUUAACAAGUGAAUAUUGAAAAAAAGAAGAACAAAAUGGCGAAAAUACAGCUUUGCUUUGUUUAUUGUUUAUGAUAAAGAAUUUAAUCUGAAGUAUAAGAAAUUCAGACUUUUUUUCUAAGGGAAAUGGCUAUAAUGUAUAUAGAAAUAUUACUUUACGUGUUUAUUGUAGUUUACUUUUUGUUUUUAUUGUGUAUACUAUAUACUGGAUGUAUUGUAUUGGAGCUAACCCUUACCCUGCUGAAGUUGUGUUAUGGUUAUAACCAGCUUGGAAUGGUUUUAACCAGGUUGGAACAGUAGAUUCAAAGGAUUACCAUAUCAAUACAAAUGUAAUCAGCUUAGAUCAGUACACAGUCUGACCUGCAUGGAUUUGCAGCAUGGCCUGGUUCUAUACUGGUGGCAAUGGGUAAUCAAUUUUGGUAGGAGCAGGGUGGAACUAUUAUAUUUGAUGCAUAAUAAUGAAGUUAAAGGAACUCCACUGAGGUUCAUAAACUUUGAAUUUCUUACAUUUAUCAGCUAUGGCACUUAAAACAUAAAGGUUUACAACAGAUUUUUAAGGAAUAUUCAUGUAUCCAGAAAUAUAUUGAAACUCCUAUUUUUUAGUUAUGCUUAGUCUGAUCUGAGUUGCAACCCUUUUCAGGUCAUUUUUCACAUUAAGAAUGAUUAUUCUGACAAACAGCAAAUGAUUUGAAAUUUUGCACGCAAGUUACUGAUCAAGACCUACAUCAAAUGGAAUAUAUAUUCCGAAGAAUUAUUUUCAGUCCUGUCAUGUCAAAAAACCUUAGUGGAGUCCCUUAAAUACUUUAAUGACAACUGGUUGUGGAGAUAACUCUUGUAUUUUCUGAUACUGUCAAGGUUACAGAACAAGUUAUUCUGUUGUUUAGUAGUAAUUGUAUACAAUAUAUGUAGCAAAGCCUGUCAGUUAACAUAUUUUUGUGUUAAUAUUAGGUUGUUUAUGUAUUUUAGAUGGUCAGUUAAGUCUUGGAAUCAAGCAUUUUGUAAUCUCAAUAUUGAUACAUGUACUAAGAUCAAUAUUUUUAAUUUGAGUUAUUUUUUGAAUUCACUUUGAAAUUUUUAGCUUUCAUCCUUUGGUACAAAAUGUUCCUUAAUUAAUGUAAGAAUUUAACUUAACACAUUAUUAAUCAAGAUAAGAUAAAUUCUUGUUGUUCAGUUUGCUUAGAAAAGUUAUAUACAUAGAGUGAAUAAUAAACAACAAAAAAGGCUUAACUUGACUAUUGUGUAAUGCUGUGUUUCCUUUAUGAAAUCCUUUCAAAAUGUUUAAUGUAUAUAUAAACUCUGCAAGAAUCUCCUUUUUACAGUCCCAUACAUUUUUUUAUAUAUUUUAUUUCUAUAUGUUUACCUUAACUCAAUAUAUAGAUCUGAAUUUUUUAGUUUUCUGGAUCUGUUGUUAUCCCUGGUUAAUUGUUAUCUACAGUUGUUUAAGAAGGACAUCUCAUGUGAAACCAUUGUACUAAAAUGUGAUGAAAAUUGUUUGAUGAUCCUUAUAUAAAGCUCCACCAAGCUGGUAUUUGGAAGGAGCUGAAAUGGAUUAUAAAAUCUUCAAAAAUCUUUUUCUUUUAAUAGUAUUAUUGAAAUUUGACUUUUUAUACUGUUCUUCAUAAGUAUCAACAUUAUAACUGAUUUUAGUUGUAAGCUUCUUGCAUGAAUCUUUACCCUUUUGCUUCUUUUUAUAAAAAAUAAAUAAAUACUUUUGGUGACUUAUUAUGGCUAAAAAAAUCAUCAAAAGCCAAUUUAUUACAUAUAAAGCAAAUGAAGACUGAAUGACAUACAAGUUUAAAUCAUGGUUUCAAUUUAAUUUAUUAAAAAGUUAUAAAUUCAGUUUGGAAAAAUCUUGUUCAUUUAAUGAAAUUAUUAUGAAAGUCAGAUAAUUACACACAAGAUUUUUUGUCAGGAAUUUUUUCCAAGUCUAUAUACAUAGUGUUAAUUAUUGUUUUGCACCACUGUAUAUUGUUUUGAAAUUUUAAGGAAAAACAGAAUGGUUUUGGUUUACUUAACCCUAUAACUGCCAUAUACCAGUAAUGUCAUGGUCACAAAAAAUAGAAUUAAAAUACGAAUUUUAAUAAA